CAAUGUUGUGAAAUUGUUAAUCGAAAUCGCUAACUGUUGAAAUUGUUGUUAAAUAAAAUAUUUAAGCCGCUGUAAGUCACAAUUUAGUUGAGAAGAAGACUUUGUUAAUAAUACAACCAUGACCGAGAAAGCUGUUGAAAACUCAACAUCUGGUGGAACUGAUUACGACCUGGAGUCAGAAAUCGACAACCACCUAAGAAAGAUAUUCUAUAUAAAACCAAACGGAGUGCCCCCUAAUUCCAAGCCAUUCGUAGUGGAAUUUUUUGGAGUUCUCAGCCUAACCGAUAUGCGAGCUCCGGAUCGGAAACUUUGGGUCAUAUAUCAUUGCAAGCAACCGGAUCUGGACAAAACCGUUGACGAAAUACACGAAAAAUAUGGGAAGAAGAACAUGUACGAUCUGUUCCGGAAACCAGUGUUUAGUGGUCUAGCGCUAAGGGCUAGCGUUAAGAAGCAUUUCGCCAACCUAAAGUGGUAUACCAAAGGCAAUGUCCUCGAGGCUCCACCAAAGAGUCAUUUUAAUGACGAGCGUGUAGUAAAAGCCAUAAACGAUCUCCACCACCUCGAGCAGCAACGUCUCUAUAACUACGUCAUGGUGAAGAAUAAUUGGUUCAAGCGAUAUUCAUAGACUGGAUCAACGAAACCCUGUGAUUUAGAUAUAAAUGAAUCGUUUAAAGGUGCCUUCUAGAGUUAAAUGUUGUUAGUUUAAAUAAGACAAAAUAUAAUAAAU
Messenger RNA from Drosophila bipectinata, 727 nucleotides. RefSeq lists its product as uncharacterized. Lineage: Eukaryota; Metazoa; Arthropoda; Insecta; Diptera; Drosophilidae. The record is from RefSeq and is a predicted model, not a curated record.